Pelagomonas calceolata is the source of this 918-nucleotide messenger RNA. NCBI's taxonomy places the organism in Eukaryota, Pelagophyceae, Pelagomonadales, Pelagomonadaceae. The record is from the annotation of a GenBank genome assembly.
GUUAGCUCUGGCACUCGUCGCACAUAGGCCUUAUUUCCUGCACGUCGGAACAUAAUAGCAAGCGCACGUCACCUCUUACGCGUCCGGUUGUGUUUCAGCAGCGCUCACGGCUCGUUGUGGGCUGCCGAAGAGAUGUCGAGCAAUCUCGUGGCAGAGCUGGCCGCCGCAGGCGUCGCUUGCAGCGUUGCCGACGGCCUGUUUCAUCCGCUCGACACGCUGAAGACUCGGCUGCAUGCAACACCGACGAACCUAUCAAAGGUUAUCGUCGACGCGGGCGGCGGCCUCCGCGGACUGCUUGAUCUGUGGACGUCCGGCCUCGCGGCCACUGCUGCGCGCGCAUUAACCUUCGCCGCAACGCGUGUCGGCGCUUAUCCGAGUGUACGUGACGCGAUGUCCUCGGACGCAUCGGUUUCGGUGCGCGUGGCCGCCGGCUCGUUAACGGGCGCGUUGGCCGCGGCCGUAUUUACACCACUGGACGUCCUACGACUUCGGUCUCAGCUAUCAUCCCGUGCGCACCCGACGCUCGACGUUCUCGGCGGCUUACGCAAACUCGCCGCGAGCGAAGGCUCGUCCGCGUUGUGGAGAGGUGCGAGCGUGAACGUCGCGCGAGCGGCGGUUUUAACCUCGGCGCAACUCGCGAGCUACGACGGCGCCAAACGGUAUCUUCGUGACGAGCGCGGCUGGCGGGAGGACGACUCGUUACACGUCACGGCGGCGCUGGCUGCGGGCGCGAUCGCGCAGACGUUCGUUCAGCCACUCUGCGCCGCGCGAACGAGGAUAUUUGUCGGACAGCGGCCCGCGAGCGGACCCUUCUGGAGGGGCUACGCCGCCGGGCUCGCUCGCCAGGGACCCGUCCUCGCGGUCACUCUGACCUUGACCGAACGCGCCCGGGCGGAGCUCGGCCUGUCGCCCAUGUAG